Messenger RNA from Lacerta agilis (Sand lizard), 1482 nucleotides. It is a transcript of the gene ZGLP1, whose product is annotated as zinc finger GATA like protein 1. Gene Ontology annotation, molecular function: sequence-specific DNA binding; zinc ion binding. Lineage: Eukaryota; Metazoa; Chordata; Lepidosauria; Squamata; Lacertidae. Gene Ontology annotation, biological process: regulation of transcription by RNA polymerase II; spermatogenesis; oocyte development. Bases 4 to 1068 code for a protein of 354 amino acids. The transcript is spliced from 6 exons. The record is from RefSeq and is a predicted model, not a curated record. Gene Ontology annotation, cellular component: nucleus.
AGCAUGGAGGGCGAGCUUUUCGUGGACGGGCAGCUCCCGGAUUUCUCCGUCCUGCAGGAUCUGCUCAGCCCGCCCUGCCUGGAAUCCGAGGCAAGCAGCAGCAGCCCCGGCGGGCCCAAUCCGGCGGGCGCUGGGCCAGAAGCCGCCGCUCCCAGGGGAUUCAGGUGCGAGCCCCUCGGCGCCAUGGCCUGCUGCCUCCAGCUCUCGGACCCCAGCGCGCUCAGCUUCCUGCAGGAGACCGCCCAGCUUCUCUCCCCGCCGGAGCCCAUUGGCAGAAAGCCAGACAGACCGGCGGGCCGGGACGCGCGACCGAGGCGCAGCGCCAGGGCGUCUCCAGGCGCCGCUCUCGAGCCCUUGGAUGCCCUGAGCCUCAUCAGCCUGCACUGCGCCAGCCUCGGCGCGAAGCCCACGGAUCGGGGUGAGCGCGCAGAGGCCGGCGCGGCUGCCCGGGAGACAAUCCCCGGCGCCCUCGCCAAAGGGCUCCCCGCCCGGCGCCUGCGCGCACUCGGCGCGGAGGCGCAGCGCGGGACAGACGCCUUCCCUGCGAGCGAGUCGCCGCGGGCCGGGAGGCGAGUCUCCCGCAAGCAGCCCAGACCCCAGCGGAGCUGUGAGGCCAGGGACCCCGACUUCCAGGGGGUCACGUUUCGGAUGCAGCUGAGCUUCUGCCGAAAGAGCUCCGGGGGUUGUCGGCUCCUCAUUCGCCCGCGAUACAGCAGUGGAAAACUUGGGAAAAGAAGCCGAACCCCUUUAGCAAGAGAAGAAUGCAGAGCUGGCAGUUCCAAGGAGGAAGAAGGAUGUCCCUCUACCCACAGGGAUAAGUGCUGUGCUUCUUGCAAGACCAAGAAAACACCACUAUGGAGAGAUGCUGAAGAUGGGACUCCCCUCUGUAACGCUUGUGGCAUUAGGUACAAAAAGUACAGAAUCCGGUGUUUUCAGUGCUGGAAUAUUCCAAAGCAUGGUGGGAAUCCCUUUUCUCAUUGUUCCAGUUGUGGGCGCAGGCUGCAUUUAGUUGCUGCCCAGGAGAAGUCUAGGAAAAGAUGUGGAAGCUUUCUAAGGGUUUGCAGUUAGCUGGAUAUCAAAACAGCUCUUGGGAAAUCUGGCUGACUUGUCUGAAGGGUCUGGCUGAACAGCCUGGUAGAUUGGUCAUUAGGAGGUUCAGUGGAUGAAGGGCGCUUCUUUGUUUGUCUUUGUUUUUUGUUUGUUUGUUUGUUUGUUUGUUUGUAUGCUGCUUUUGUUUAUGAAGUCAGUGCUCUGCCCUAUGUUGGGUGUUUGUUUGCAGUGUGUGGGAGGAGGCAGGAAAGAAGGGGAUGUUUUUUGCAAGGAAAAAACGUGUUUGUUUCCAUUAACUUUCGUAAGCAAUUGGGGCUACAUGUUGGAACAGAAUGCAAUGUUCCCAUUGAGGAUGGACAUAUUGAAAUUGCUUUCAGGCAGUGACUCCCACCCAACCUUUUAGCACUUUGGGUUGCUGCCUUUUUGUCAAUA